ACCACCACCCCCAUAAUAUAUAAACAUUUCAAAACCUUCCCCUCUCUUUCUCUCUCUCUAAAAAACCUAAAAUUAAAUCUAAAUCCGCCGCCGGCAGGUAUGUCGGAGCCUUGAAAAAACUCUCAGGCGACACGAUCGGAGCUCCGAUCUGCAAAAUCCGGAGAAAAUAAAAAAUGCCUUUACAAUCGGAUCUGGACCGUCAGAUCGAGCAUCUGAUGGAAUGUAAACCGUUGCCGGAAUCGGAAGUACGGACGUUAUGUGAUCAAGCUAGAGCUAUAUUAGUUGAAGAAUGGAAUGUUCAGCCGGUGAAAUGUCCGGUGACUGUUUGUGGAGAUAUACAUGGACAGUUUCAUGAUUUGCUUGAGCUUUUUCGGAUUGGUGGCAGCUCUCCUGAUACUAAUUACUUGUUUAUGGGUGAUUAUGUUGAUCGAGGAUAUUACUCGGUGGAGACUGUUUCGCUUCUUGUUGCAUUGAAAGUUCGUUAUAGAGAUAGGAUUACGAUUCUUAGAGGAAACCAUGAGAGCCGCCAAAUUACUCAAGUGUAUGGGUUUUAUGAUGAGUGUUUAAGGAAGUAUGGAAACGCCAAUGUAUGGAAACACUUUACUGACCUUUUUGAUUAUCUACCUCUCACUGCCCUUAUCGAGAGCCAGGUUUUCUGUCUGCAUGGUGGUUUGUCUCCUUCUUUGGAUACACUAGAUAACAUACGUGCUUUGGAUCGGAUACAAGAGGUUCCUCAUGAGGGGCCAAUGUGUGACCUCCUGUGGUCUGAUCCUGAUGACCGGUGCGGUUGGGGAAUAUCUCCUCGUGGAGCUGGGUAUACCUUUGGUCAGGAUAUAGCUGCACAAUUUAACCAUACAAAUGGGCUGAGUCUUAUUUCCAGGGCUCACCAGCUUGUCAUGGAAGGUUACAAUUGGUCCCAGGAAAACAAUGUAGUAACAGUAUUCAGUGCACCAAACUAUUGCUAUAGAUGUGGAAAUAUGGCUGCGAUACUUGAGAUUGGAGAAAAAAUGGACCAAAAUUUCUUACAGUUUGAUCCAGCCCCUCGCCAGGUUGAGCCUGAUGCUGCGCGGAGAACUCCUGAUUACUUCUUGUAAACAAAUGUAUUUGAAAAUAUGGCCUUCACAUCUUUUUGUGUUGUAUUAGUUUCCCCUUUUGGUAGUGAGUCCUUUAAUUCUUGCGAUGUGAAGACAAAAUGAAUGAUUGUCUGUUCCUUGUUGAGAUUUCUUGUACAACUCUUUGGCCUCAGUUCAUGUACUCUUCAAAAA
Molecule: messenger RNA, 1265 nt
Organism: Erigeron canadensis
Lineage: Eukaryota; Viridiplantae; Streptophyta; Magnoliopsida; Asterales; Asteraceae
Product: serine/threonine-protein phosphatase PP2A catalytic subunit
Exons: 6
Coding region: 174-1094 (306 amino acids)
Biological process (GO): mitotic cell cycle; peptidyl-serine dephosphorylation
Cellular component (GO): cytosol
Molecular function (GO): protein serine/threonine phosphatase activity
Source: RefSeq, a predicted model, not a curated record